AUGGCCACGACAAUGACACAGCUUUCGCCCGUCGGCCCAGCAAUAAACCUCCUCCCAGACUCGGGCUCUCUGCGCUUGCACCCUGACAAGCUCACAGCCAUCAGCGAGAGCCUAGCCGUGGUACCGCUCCCACCGUCACGGCAGCCGGUGUCGCAGGUCCUUGACAAAGACAGAGAGACUCCCGACAACCAUGUCACACGAGAUGGCCGCCUAAUCCGUCUCACAGGUGUUCAUCCAUUCAACGCGGAAGCCCCGCUUACGGCGCUGUAUAACGAUGGCUUCCUCACGUCUGUCGAUCUCUUCUACGUUAGGAACCACGGCGCCGUGCCGAGAGUGCUUGACGAUGAAAUCUGGUCCUGGGAGCUCAGUAUUGAGGGUCUCGUCGACAACCCCUUCACCAUCACUCUCCAACAGCUCGUCGACGACUUCGAACAAAUCACGAUCCCAGUCACUUUCGUAUGCGCCGGCAACCGACGCAAGGAGCAGAACACAGUCCGAAAGUCCAAGGGAUUCUCCUGGGGCCCAGCCGGGCUAUCAACCGCCCUCUUCACAGGCACCCUGAUGGCCCACAUUCUGCGCAAAGCAAAACCGCUCCGGGGGGCCAGAUACGUCUGCAUGGAAGGCGCCGACAAGCUUCCAAACGGCUACUACGGCACCUCCCUCAAGCUGAACUGGGCCCUGGACCCAAACAAGGGCAUCAUGCUCGCCCACGGCAUGAACGGCGCCCCGCUGAGGGCCGACCACGGGCGUCCGCUGCGCGCCGUCGUGCCGGGCCAGAUCGGCGGCCGCAGCGUCAAGUGGCUGCGGCGGCUGGUUGUGACGGCUGCGCCUAGUGACAAUUGGUACCAUUACUACGAUAACAAGGUUUUGCCGACUACCGUGACGCCCGAGAUGUCGGCGGAGGAGCCGGCUUGGUGGCGGGAUGAGAGGUAUGCUAUCUAUGACUUGAAUGUCAAUUCUGCUGUCGUCUAUCCGCAGCAUGGAGAGGUGCUGGAUGUCGGUUUGCGGGCUCGGGAUUACGCCGUCCGGGGGUAUGCGUAUAGUGGGGGUGGCCGGCGGGUGACGCGUGUCGAGCUGUCUUUUGAUAGUGGCAGGUCAUGGCGUUUGGCCGAGAUCGACUACCCGGAAGACAGAUACCGUGAAGUUGACCUCGACCUUUUUGGAGGGCGCCUUGACAUGUCCAGCCGAGAGACGAGUUUCUGCUGGUGCUUCUGGUCCUACAGCUUGCCAAUUCUCGAGCUGCAGAAUGCCGAUAGCAUUUUGGUCAGGGCAAUGGACGAGGCCAUGAUGUGCCAGCCGCGAGACAUGUACUGGUCCGUCCUCGGCAUGAUGAACAACCCCUGGUUCCGAGUCGCCAUCGACAAGGGCGAGGGGUCUCUCCGCUUCGAGCACCCAACCACUUUGAUGCCGGGGCCUCCUGGGUGGAUGGAAAGGGUGAAGAAGUCUGGCGGGGACCUGCUCAACGGUCGCUGGGGUGAGAAGGCGCCCGGUGGAUCCGACGAGCUGCUGACGCCGCCUCCGGAGGAGGAGAUCAGCAUGACGAAUCAAGACGCGAGGAGAGUUUUCACCCUGGAGGACUUCAAGGCGGAGAGCUCCCAGGAGCGGCCGUUGUUCGUUAUAAAGGGCGAAGUCUACGACGGUACUGGAUAUCUUCGAGAUCACCCCGGAGGUGCCCAAAGCAUUCUCGCUGUUGCCACCUCAGAUGCCACGGAAGACUUUAUGGCAAUUCACAGCGAAAACGCCAAAGCGAUGAUGCGGAACUACCAUAUCGGCACCCUUGACGACGAUGGCCGACAAGCUCUGCUCUCCCCAGACAACGCAGAAGCCCUGUCGGCAACGCGGGCAGAGUUCUUAGACCCAAAACAAUGGGCAAAAGCCGUACUCAGCGCCAAAAAGAGCCUCUCGUGGGACACCAAGCUCUUUACCUUCAAGCUAGACCAUGAUGACCAAGUAGCAGGACUACCCGUCGGCCAACACCUCAUGCUGCGCGUGAAGGAUUCGGGCACCAACUACAACAUCAUCCGCGCAUACACGCCAGUCUCGGAGAAUUCGCAAAAGGGCUUUUUGGAGCUCCUUGUCAAGCUCUACCUGCCGACGCCAAGCACACCCGGCGGCCAGAUGAGCAUGGCGCUGGACAAGGUCUCCCUUGGCGCGGCGGUCGACUUCAAGGGUCCGAUUGGGAAGUUCGAGUAUCUCGGCCGGGGCGAGGCGAGCAUCAGCGGGAGACGGCGGACCGUGUCCUCGUUCACGAUGAUCUGCGGCGGCAGCGGCAUCACGCCCAUCUUCCAGGUGUUCCGGGCGGUCAUGCAGGACGCAGGCGACCCGACUUUCUGCACCGUGAUGGUUGGCAGCCGGCUCGAGGAGGAUAUACUGUGCAGGCAGGAGCUGGAUGCUCUUGCUCGGCGGAAGACAGACGGGUGUCGGUUGAUCCAUACACUGAGCCGGCCACCUGCGGAAUGGGCGGGCCUCCGUGGAAGGAUUUCGGAGACGCUGCUCCGGGAACAGGCAUCUCCAGCGACGGGUGGCUUGGCUCUUAUUUGCGGGCCGGGGUCGAUGGAGAAAUCCGUCCGCGAGAUCCUCCUCGACCUUGGAUGGAAGGAAGAUGACUUGGUCUUUUUCUGA
Phialemonium atrogriseum is the source of this 2622-nucleotide messenger RNA. RefSeq names its product nitrate reductase. Gene Ontology annotation, biological process: sulfur compound metabolic process; nitric oxide biosynthetic process; nitrate assimilation. Gene Ontology annotation, molecular function: molybdenum ion binding; nitrate reductase (NADPH) activity; sulfite oxidase activity. Lineage: Eukaryota; Fungi; Ascomycota; Sordariomycetes; Cephalothecales; Cephalothecaceae. Bases 1 to 2622 code for a protein of 873 amino acids. The record is from RefSeq and is a predicted model, not a curated record. The transcript is spliced from 7 exons.